Cyprinodon tularosa is the source of this 2298-nucleotide messenger RNA. RefSeq names its product alkaline ceramidase 1 (gene acer1). The record is from RefSeq and is a predicted model, not a curated record. Gene Ontology annotation, biological process: ceramide metabolic process. Gene Ontology annotation, molecular function: hydrolase activity, acting on carbon-nitrogen (but not peptide) bonds, in linear amides. Bases 155 to 982 code for a protein of 275 amino acids. The transcript has 7 exons. Gene Ontology annotation, cellular component: membrane. NCBI's taxonomy places the organism in Eukaryota, Metazoa, Chordata, Actinopteri, Cyprinodontiformes, Cyprinodontidae.
CCCCUCCGUUUAGCUUUGUUUUUUCUACAUUUAAAUACCUGUAACCCUAACGACGCUGGACAGAGGGCUCUACGGAUGACGUAACAGCGGGAGUCCGCCCCUUUGAUCCACCUGUCGGAGCGCUGGGAGCGCAGCGGCACCGAGGAGCGCAGCCAUGGGAGGCCUCUGUUCCAGUGAAAAGAUGGCUGACGCUUUCGCCUAUCAAAGUUCAGAAAUUGACUGGUGUGAAGAAAACUACAGAUACUCAGAACAUGUGGUGGAGUAUUUCAACACGGUCAGCAGCUUUUAUUUCUUCAUCGUUGCACCAAUCAUGCUCUACCUGCUGCAUCCCUAUGCCAAACAGAGGAGCCUGGCGAUCCAUCUGGUCUGGAUCAUGAUGAUUUUUGUUGGUCUUUUUUCUGCGUAUUUCCACAUGACUCUUAGCUUCGUAGGUCAGAUGUUGGAUGAACUCUCCAUCUUGUGGGUGUUGGCUGUGGGAUAUGCAGUCUGGUUCCCUCGUAAACUGUUCCCUUCCUUUAUCAAAGACAGGUCUACAUUUUCCCGGCUCGUCCUUUUGAUUACCGUCGUCACCUCUGUGUCAUCGUUUGUCAAACCUACAGCAAACGCCUACGCCUUAAACUGCUUUGGGCUCCACCUUCUUUACACCUUAGCACUGGAGAUGAGAUGCUGUACUGACCAGAAGGCUCUGCGUCUCGCCAAGCUCUCGGUGGCUCUGUGGGUGCUCGCCAUCUCUUGCUGGAUUAGCGACCGUUUGUGCUGCAGUUUCUGGCAGCAGUUAAACUUCUGCUACCUUCACGGGAUCUGGCACAUUCUCAUUGUGAUGGCUGUAGCCUAUGGCACUACGCUUAUUGCUUACCUGGAUGCCAACAAUGAAAUACCCUAUUCACUGCCUGGACUGAAGUACUGGCCCUUUGAUGAAUGGUCUGUUGGAUUCCCUCGCAUUGUCCUCUCCAGCUCUCCAAAGACCCAGAAACGGUGCUGACCGAUAACCAUGGCAUUAACUUUGUUUUCAAGUGUUCAACUGAAAGUUGGCAAAAUGACCUUCAUCUCAAUCCUAGUGAUCAUUGUCAUAGCUUAGACUGAAAUGAUAACUUAAACAUAUUUACUUUAAACAAAGAAAAUGAGCUUAAUGGGGCAUAGUCUUAUUAUUAGUUUGUCUUAGUAUUAAUUUGAAAAGUUAUAUGACUUUUUAAUUUAAUACAUCAGUAGCUUAUUCUGGUUGCAUACAACCUUUUCUGAAAAAUAAUGGCUUGUUGCUGGUUUAUCAUUUGUGUUUUUGUGCUUUUUGCUUUUGCUCCGUUUAUUGGUAGAUUAAGCCUUUUUGUGUAUAUUUAACACAACAAAACCAAGUGGCCAGAUGUUUUAUAUUAUGCAUGUACAUGAUGGGAAAACAAGGAAUCAAUGAGCCAAGAAAGUUAAUCAUUUCAACUAAAAAUGAUUUAAAUCUAAGACUUUUUUAACUUAUUUCAUCAAAAUUAUUCUUAACUUCAUGCGUUUUCCUUGUUUACAUUUGGUAGAUACAGGGAUUUUUUCCCCCCCUUGAUGUUCUCUUAGGAGGCUCUCGGGAGGAUUGAAUUGAACGGCCAACUGUCACUUUAUUGCUAAACUAAAUCCUGAAUUAAAGCAGUAGAUGUGGACGCAGGGUUGUUGUAACCAUCAAGGACAGGCUUCAUUAGCAGGCUUACUGGCAGGACACGCUAAAUUAGUUAAAUCACAAUGCAACACUACAACCGCAAAGCAUUUCCAGAUGCUGGGGUUCUAGUAAGCAGCUGCGUCAAUACCGUAGUACUGCCAGCAGGUUAUGCACGGAUCUGUUUACGUCUGUUCAUCGCACCUGGUGCUGGAAUUCUAUUUAGGCUCAAAAUGACUUUCAAACACAAUCGGACUGGACGCUUGAAGUGUAUUACCUUAUUUUCAUGAUCAUAUAGUUUUUACUCUUUCUUAUAUAUUCAUACACAAUAAUGUGACUAUGAUAAUAUCAACAUACCCCUUUAACUAAAUAGACUAAAAAAGUACACUCUUAGAAGUUCUGCAAAGUGGGACUAAUUCUUAGUCUGUAUUUUAUACGACUGGAGUCUUAAAAAUGUUGUUGUUCAUAUGAAUACCUUUUUAUAAAGCGUUUUACUACACUAUUGAUAUGCUCUUUUUAUACUCAGGGGUUGGAUUUUUUAAAAACUGCAGGAAAAAACACUGAAAUCGACCCUAAAAGUUAUAUAUCUCCAAGCAGGCCAGAUUUCAAAAAUCCAAGAUGGCUGCCAGGUACAACAAAUACGGAAGAGGAUACUGCAAAAACUAAAA